UACAAUCUGCCGAGAGGGGGGGGGGGUUGAACGAAUAAAAUCAACUGGGUAGCUCGGUCUUUGUUUCUCGCUAGAAGGAAAACCAAGGGACGCUGCUUCUGGCGAGAAUUUAUACUUCACCGCUCACCGUUUUUUCGGGUACAGCUGCUGUCACACAUUCCCGGUCUCCCUUGAGAGAUGUCCACCCCGGACCCCCCAAUGGGUGGGACCCCUCGGCCGGGCCCCUCUCCAGGCCCUGGACCAUCUCCAGGAGCUAUGAUGGGUCCAAGCCCUGGUCCCUCUCCGGGCUCUGCCCACAGCAUGAUGGGGCCCAGCCCGGGACCUCCUGGAUCUGGACAUCCACACCCUCCACAGGGACCCUCAGGUUAUCCUCAGGACAACAUGCACCAGAUGCACAAACCCAUGGAAGGCAUGCAUGAGAAAGGAAUGCCCGAUGACCCUCGCUAUGGCCAGAUGAAGGGCAUGGGCAUGAGACCAGGGGGGCACAGUGGGAUGGGACCCCCUCCGAGCCCCAUGGACCAACAUUCCCAAGGUUACCCCUCCCCUUUGGGAGGCUCAGAGCAUGCCCCUAGCCCUGUCCCAGCCAAUGGCCCUCCCUCUGGCCCUAUGAUUCCUGGAGGCCCCUCUGGCCCUGGGGCUGGCCCUAUGGAGGGCAGUGGGGACCCUGGCCAGGGAAUGGGCCAGCAGAACCGCGGUGGUCCCCAGGGUCCAGGCGGGCCUGGUGGUGCGGGAGGAGGACCGGCUGGCACAGGUGGACCCACUCCUUUCAACCAGAACCAGCUACACCAGCUCCGAGCCCAGAUCAUGGCCUACAAGAUGUUGGCACGCAGUCAGCCCUUACCAGAGCACCUGCAGAUGGCUGUACAGGGCAAGAGGCCCAUGCCAGGGAUGCAGCAGCAGCCAGUGCCUAGCAUGCCACCAUCUAGUGGUCCUGGAGCUGGGGCUGGGCCGGGACCAGCUCAAGCCAACUACAAUAGACCGCAUGGUAUGGUAGGUCCCAACAUGCCUCCUCCUGGACCUGCAGGUGUUCCCCCAGGUAUGCAAGGCCAGCCUACCAACGGACCACCAAAAUCAUGGCCCGAAGGACCAAUGGUGAAUGCGGCUGCCCCUUCCAGCGCUCCUCAGAAGCUUAUUCCACCUCAGCCCACCGGCAGACCAUCUCCUGCUCCUCCCUCCGUUCCUCCUGCUGCUUCCCCAGUCAUGCCGCCUCAGACCCAGUCUCCAGGACAGCCCGCUCAGCCUCCGCCCAUGAUGCUGCACCAGAAACAGAAUCGCAUUACCCCCAUUCAGAAACCCCGUGGGCUGGACCCAGUGGAAAUCCUACAGGAGAGAGAGUACCGGCUACAGGCUCGCAUUGCUCAUCGUAUCCAGGAACUGGAGAACCUGCCUGGCUCUCUAGCAGGAGACUUGCGUACCAAGGCUAACAUCGAACUUAAGGCCCUGAGGCUGCUUAACUUCCAGAGACAGCUACGUCAGGAGGUGGUGGUUUGUAUGCGUCGGGACACUGCUUUGGAAACCGCUCUUAACGCUAAAGCCUAUAAGCGCAGCAAACGUCAGUCACUACGGGAGGCACGCAUCACUGAGAAACUGGAGAAACAGCAGAAGAUCGAACAGGAACGCAAACGUCGCCAGAAACACCAGGAAUACCUCAACAGCAUCUUGCAGCAUGCAAAGGACUUCAAGGAGUACCACCGCUCCAUUACAGGGAAGAUCCAGAAGGCUACUAAAGCUGUGGCCACCUAUCAUGCCAACACUGAACGUGAGCAGAAGAAGGAGAAUGAGCGCAUUGAAAAGGAGAGAAUGCGGAGGCUGAUGGCUGAGGAUGAAGAGGGCUACCGUAAACUCAUUGACCAAAAGAAAGACAAGCGUCUGGCCUACUUGCUGCAGCAAACAGAUGAGUAUGUGGCCAACCUCACUGAGCUGGUGCGGGCCCACAAAGCUGCACAAGCUCUCAAGGAGAAGAAGAAGAAGAAGAAAAAGAAGCCAGAGAUGUCAGAUGGUGGGGCACCUUCCCUGGGACCAGAUGGAGAGCCGUUGGAUGAGACUAGUCAGAUGAGCGACCUGCCGGUGAAGGUCAUCCAUGUGGACAGCGGAAAGAUCUUGACUGGGGUUGAUGCACCCAAGGCUGGCCAGCUGGAGGCCUGGCUUGAAAUGAACCCUGGGUAUGAAGUAGCUCCACGGUCAGACAGUGAAGACAGUGGUUCUGAAGAGGAGGAGGAGGAGGAGGAUGAGGACGAUCAGCCACACUCCUCUUCAGCACCAGCAGAGGAGAAGAAGAAGAUUCCUGACCCUGACAGUGAAGAUGUAUCUGAAGUGGAUGUCCGGCACAUCAUUGAACAUGCCAAACAGGAUGUAGAUGAUGAGUACGGAAAUGCAGCCUUCGCCAGAGGCCUGCAGUCAUACUACGCUGUGGCUCACGCUGUCACCGAGAAGGUGGAGAAACAGUCCUCACUGCUGGUCAAUGGGCAGCUCAAACAGUACCAGAUCAAAGGCCUGGAGUGGCUGGUGUCGCUGUACAACAACAACCUCAAUGGCAUCUUGGCAGAUGAGAUGGGCCUCGGAAAAACAAUCCAGACCAUCGCUCUCAUCACUUACCUCAUGGAGUACAAACGCAUCAACGGACCCUUUCUCAUCAUUGUACCACUCUCGACAUUAUCCAACUGGGUCUACGAGUUUGAUAAGUGGGCACCAUCUGUGGUGAAGGUGUCCUACAAGGGUUCCCCAGCUGCUCGUCGUUCAUUCGUCCCCAUCCUGCGCAGUGGCAAGUUCAAUGUGCUUCUCACUACAUAUGAGUACAUCAUCAAGGACAAACAAGUACUAGCUAAACUUCGCUGGAAGUACAUGAUUGUGGACGAGGGCCAUCGUAUGAAGAACCACCACUGUAAGCUGACCCAGGUCCUGAACACACACUAUUUGGCCCCGCGGCGUCUAUUGCUCACAGGCACCCCGCUGCAGAACAAGUUGCCUGAGCUCUGGGCGUUGCUCAACUUCCUCCUGCCAACCAUUUUCAAGAGCUGCAGCACCUUCGAGCAGUGGUUCAAUGCCCCCUUUGCCAUGACUGGAGAGAAGGUGGACCUAAAUGAAGAAGAGACCAUCCUGAUCAUUCGUCGUUUACACAAAGUGCUCCGACCCUUCCUGCUGCGCCGACUCAAGAAGGAAGUCGAGGCCCAGCUGCCUGAGAAGGUGGAGUAUGUGAUCAAGUGUGACAUGUCAGCCUUACAGAGAGUUUUGUACAGACACAUGCAGGCCAAGGGUGUCCUGCUCACUGAUGGCUCCGAGAAAGACAAGAAGGGUAAAGGUGGUACAAAGACACUGAUGAACACUAUCAUGCAACUGAGGAAGAUCUGCAACCAUCCCUACAUGUUCCAGCACAUUGAGGAGUCCUUCUCUGAGCAUCUGGGUUAUUCUGGUGGAAUAGUGAGUGGACCUGACCUGUACCGCUCCUCUGGGAAGUUUGAGCUGCUGGAUCGUAUCCUGCCCAAGCUGAGGGCCACCAACCACAAAGUGCUGCUCUUCUGUCAAAUGACCUCACUCAUGACCAUCAUGGAGGACUACUUUGCCUACCGCAACUUCAAGUACUUACGUCUGGAUGGAACCACCAAGGCUGAGGACCGUGGCAUGCUACUUAAGACUUUCAACGACCCUGCCUCUGAGUAUUUUGUGUUCCUGCUCAGUACCAGAGCGGGAGGCCUCGGCCUCAACCUGCAGUCUGCUGACACAGUCAUUAUCUUCGACAGCGACUGGAACCCACAUCAGGACUUGCAGGCUCAGGACAGAGCCCAUCGUAUUGGCCAGCAGAACGAGGUGCGUGUGCUGCGCCUCUGCACUGUCAACAGCGUGGAGGAAAAGAUCCUGGCAGCGGCCAAGUACAAGCUGAACGUGGACCAGAAGGUUAUCCAGGCGGGCAUGUUCGACCAGAAGUCCUCAGGCUAUGAACGUCGGGCCUUCUUGCAGGCCAUUCUGGAGCACGAGGAGCAGGACGAGGAGGAAGAUGAAGUGCCUGAUGAUGAGACUGUCAACCAGAUGAUUGCCAGAAGUGAAGAGGAGUUCGAACAGUUUAUGCGAAUGGAUCUAGACAGGCGCCGCGAGGAGGCCCGCAACCCUAAGAGGAAGCCUCGGCUGAUGGAGGAGGACGAUAUGCCCAGCUGGAUCCUCAAGGACGAUGCUGAGGUGGAGAGGCUGACCUGCGAAGAGGAGGAGGAAAAGAUGUUUGGCAGAGGCUCCCGCCAACGUAAGGAAGUGGACUACAGUGAUUCACUCACUGAGAAACAGUGGCUCAAGGCCAUAGAAGAGGGUAAUCUGGAGGACAUUGAGGAGGAAGUGCGUCACAAAAAGACAACCAGAAAGCGCAAGAGAGACCGUGACCACGAUGCCGGCCCGGCCACACCCAGCUCCAGUGGUGGCCGUGGACGGGAGAAGGACGAAGAGGUGAAGAAGGCGAAGAAGCGCGGCCGCCCGCCUGCUGAGAAGCUCUCUCCCAACCCUCCUUCCCUCACCAAGAAGAUGAAGAAGAUUGUUGAUGCUGUUAUCAAAUAUAAGGACGGCAAUGGGCGGCAGCUGAGUGAGGUCUUUAUCCAGCUGCCCUCUCGCAAGGAGCUGCCAGAGUACUAUGAACUCAUCCGCAAACCAGUCGACUUCAGGAAGAUCAAGGAGAGGAUCCGCAGCCAUAAGUACCGCAGCUUGAAUGACCUGGAGAAAGAUGUGAUGCUGCUGUGUCAGAACGCCCAGACCUUCAACCUGGAGGGGUCUCUGAUCUAUGAGGACUCCAUCGUGCUUCAGUCGGUCUUCACCAGCGUGAGGCAGAAGAUUGAGAAGGAGGAGGACAGUGAGGGUGAAGAAAGCGAGGAAGAGGAGGAGGAGGUAGACGAAGGCUCAGAGUCUGAAUCUCGCUCAGUGAAGGUGAAGAUAAAGCUGAGCCGGAAAGAAAAGGGGGAGCGAGGAGGAAAAGGACAACGCCGGAGGGGCCGAGGUUCCCGGGCCAAACCUGUGGUGAGCGAUGAUGACAGUGAAGAGGAACAGGAGGAGGAGCGCUCGGCCAGUGGCAGCGAGGAGGACUGAAGUGAACCACUCCUGACCGGACCAACGACCCACUGAGCCCCUCGACUGGAAUUUAUAUAUUUUACUUAGAUACCACAGCGGGGAGAGAGCCAGUGGAAAAGGCCUAGUUUUACUUAGUUCAGCUGAUUUUUAGUGAGACAACUGUAUUCUCAUUAAAUCAAACAUUAAUUAAAAACCAACAAAAAAAGAAAGCUCAAAACCAUCCACUUCAUAUUUAAGCCAGGUUUCCCCAGUAUGAAUAGUAGAACUGUGUCAUUUUUGCCUUUUUUUUCUCUUUCUUUUCUUGUUAAAGUGAAAUUUGACAGGGCCUCAGUUGCAGACUGAUCGUGGACCACAUGGAGAGCUAACUGACAUUUUUUAAAAAGUGGUUUAUAUUAAUUUUGUCAUCUUUUUUUCUCUCUUGUGAGGCAAAGCUUAUGUGUGGACAAGAGUCACUGUUGUUCUGUAAAGCCCAUUUUGAAUGCAUGUCGUGCGUGUCUGUGGAAAUGCACCUGGAUGUGUCCUUGGCUAUUAUCUAUGUUUAAUUUAAGACUUACAUGCAGGAGCACGGUACGUCCCACCCUGAGGCCCCUCCCUCUCAGGCUGUGUAUGAAGAGAGGAAGGUGGGGUGGGUAGGACCAUUUCUCGUGUCGGUGUCACUGGAUUCCCAAAAAGUACAAUAAAGGCAUCUCAUAAUUACA
This is a messenger RNA of Myripristis murdjan (pinecone soldierfish), 5738 nucleotides long. RefSeq names its product SWI/SNF related BAF chromatin remodeling complex subunit ATPase 4a (gene smarca4a). The transcript is spliced from 34 exons. The record is from RefSeq and is a predicted model, not a curated record. Lineage: Eukaryota; Metazoa; Chordata; Actinopteri; Holocentriformes; Holocentridae. Gene Ontology annotation, biological process: regulation of DNA-templated transcription. The coding region runs from base 178 to 5058 and encodes 1626 amino acids. Gene Ontology annotation, cellular component: nucleus. Gene Ontology annotation, molecular function: histone binding; ATP binding.